UGCAUUAAAACUUCCUGACUUUCUAGCGAGUCACUAAAGACGUGUGUGAUAUUUUGUUGUACUGAUGGAACACAACAUCGCACCUGUUGGCCGAUUGUGGUCGUUUCUGGUCCAUUGAUAGCUUCGAUCGGUGCAGUUGUUGACAGUAGAGUUCUUAAUCUUGUGUUUGACUACAAGGAAGCAACUCAUAAUAAACGGUUCCUUUCAAGUCCCACCAUAUACCCAGUAGAACCGUCCUGACCAUUAGUUCUGGUUUGACCACCGGUUAAGCUGCUUCACCACGCUUAAACCACGAUUAUUUUCACACAGUGUUGUCAUAUGAAUCCCAUUCUUCAUCCCCAGUACCCAUCCGUUUAAGCAAAGGUUCGAUUUCAUUCCGUUUGGCCAAAAUUGCACAUAUUGUAAUUCGAGCCAUUAUGUUUUAUGGUGCACACGGGUGGCGCUCAAACAUCGAGCUACUUUAUGAAUCCAGCUUUGCGUAAAUGGUUUUAAGCUGUUCGAUGAUUAUUCUUAGCCUUAUAUAAUUUACUAACGAAUAUUGUACACUAUGCUUACAUAACUCAAUGAUAGUUGGCAGACGGUUGGCAUUGCCCUUUCCGGACAAAGUUCCACGCAUACGUGGCGGUAUUCCCGUGGGACCGGAAGAGAUUCCUUACGCGGCUGGCUUAAUGAUACAACAAUCGAUGGGUAGUCGCUGGUGUGGCGGUAGUUUGGUGUCCGUGAACUACGUCUUAACUGCCGCUAGCUGCUUUUUGUACCCCGGUCCCACCACAGUGCUUUUGGGGGCCUCUGAUACAACCAAUGUGGCAGAUAUCGUUGUAGCAAGCGAAGUUACUCUUCACCAGGCAUUUGUUGCUAGCCAAAAUCUCAACGAUAUAGCUUUAGUACGACUGGCCAGACCAGCUGACAUAACCAAUAACGUUCAAUUGGCGCGGUUGCCCAACUGGAGGCAGGCAGAAUCCCCUUUCCUCGGCCAACUGGCCACUGUAAGCGGCUGGGGAGCACUUGGUCAGAACGCUCCGGAGUUACUGCCCCUUAACAAUCUUCACCGCCUUAGUGGCACGAUCAUUACCAACGCAGCUUGUAAUUUGCAGUUCUUCGGAGGCAUUACCGAGAGUCACAUUUGCGCUGCGACGACCAACGGAUCCCCCUGUCUCGGCGAUCAGGGAGGACCGUUAACAGUGCAGGAUGCUGACGGUGGCCACACCGUAAUCGGUGUUUUCUCAUUCGUCUCCAAUCUCGGAUGUGACGUUGACUGGCCGGCAGUAUACACGCGCGUCACGCGUUACCUUACCUGGAUCGAGGCAAACUCAGACGUAAUCAUACGCACCGACUUCGAGUUUUUACCGACACCACCGAAUCCAAUCACUACCACCACGACCACACCGGAACCGACACAUCAGGAAACGACGACGACCAGUGUGUUUACCACGACUACUGUUACACCGGAGCCGACACACCAGGAGACGACUCCGACGACUUUGUCGACUGUGACUGCUUCCGAUCCGAUCACGGGAACAUCGCCACCACUAACAGAAACUGUGUCAACUGUACCUCCACGCAGAACAGUGCGACCUGUAGUAAAUUCUUAG
Messenger RNA from Anopheles bellator, 1592 nucleotides. Its product is annotated as collagenase-like. The record is from RefSeq and is a predicted model, not a curated record. Gene Ontology annotation, biological process: proteolysis. The transcript has 5 exons. Lineage: Eukaryota; Metazoa; Arthropoda; Insecta; Diptera; Culicidae. Gene Ontology annotation, molecular function: serine-type endopeptidase activity.